AUGUCUAAAGCAAUAACACAGAAUCGAAACGAAUCAGAAUUGAACGGUAAACGAGACGAAAUUAGCAGAUCUACAGAAGAAUUAAACAGCAUAGAGGAAGAUCUAAACCUAACUGAAUCCGAAUUCAACCGGAACAAUUCGCUUGUUAAUCUCACGAAGCCAUCAAGUGAUAGUGAACUAAUUGAGAGUAGCAUUUUAAUGAUAGCCAAUGGCAAUUUGAAAUGGCAAAAGAAUUUCGAAGAGCUUCGUCUUGCUGUUGACCGACUACAACUACAAUCUAGUAAAGGGUGGACAAGCCUGGGAGGUUACUGUAAACUGUUCGAAAGCGGGGAAGUCUCGAUACGUUGGUAUUCGAAUAGUAAAACUUUGACGGUGAAGGGGGAAAAGGCCGACGAAAUAAAAGAAAAACUAUUAAAUUUCGACCGCAAAUUGAGCGGUGAAGUCAAAGUAUAUUCGGAGAGUCCAAAGGUUGCAAAUAUUUUGGAGUCAACAGAUAGAAAUUUGCAUUUGAGGUCACGAAACUGUAGCGUGAACAAUGAAAUGACUCGGACAAUUGGUCAAAGUUACUCAACCAACACAAACGACGCAAACUACAAUAAAUCCCCAGAAUUUUACGAAAUAAACUCUAAGAUGGAAAAUUAUUCACAAAAUGCUACUAGAAAGCUAGAUGCUCUAGCGGAAGAAAUUUCAACGAUAAAGGAGAAUAAAGAAAAUGCUGCUUACGGUAUUCUGAUACAUGAAGAAACUGUUAAUGACCUUAAGAAGGAAAGGUAUGAACUUAACAGAGAGAAUGAGGACUUAAAGGAGAAAAACAAAAACUUAUUUCAAUCUCUGUCUGAAGUAAGAGCUAAGGUUAUAGAACUUCAGGACAAAAAAUCGAGUCUCAUAACUGCCCUGAAGCUAAUUCAGCGAGAAUCAGUAUCACUAGCAGAAAAAAAAGAAAAUUGAAGACCUGGAAUCUGAGAACAAGAAUCUAAGAGCUGCCGCAAGAACGCUACAAGAAGACCUUGAUAAGAGCAACAGAGAAAAGCGAGAAUUUGCAAAAGUUAAAAAACGUAGCGAAAAUGUAUCCAUAACACCAAAUACAACUAUAUCAUAUGAGUCAAAGAACCAGUUCGAAGUUCUCAGCGUUAGUGACCACGAAGAAGAAGUAAACAAAUCUGCAUCAGAUCUGGAUCAAUCAGAGGCUAGACAUCAUAACACAGAUAUAUCAGCCAAACAUGGAGAUAAGCCAAGGCAAAGCGGAGACAAACCAAACCAACGCCGAAGCGGACAAAAUAGUCGAAAGAUCGAAAGACGCCAGCAAUCCAAAGGAAACAUACAAGAACGUCAAUCAAAUUUGGACGAACAGAAAGAUAAAAGGGAACCCAAAGCGACAAAACAAAGCCAACCUAACAUUGUAAUCUUAGGGGAUUCAAUGUUAAAACAUUUAAAUCCCCGACGAAUUCAGCAAGGAAUUGACCAAAAGAUAUCAAUAAAAACCUUUCCUGGAGCUGGUGUUGAUGAAAUGACCCACUAUGUUAAACCGACGCUCCAAAAGAAACCAAAGCAUAUUAUCCUGCACAUAGGUACCAAUGACCUGCAAACGAAAUCGCCAGAUGCGUUAAUUAAAGCUGUAACAAAACUUGGAGAGGCUAUAACGCAAGAAAUAAGUGGUAUUGAACUUACGCUGUCGGACGUCAUCACAAGAACCGACGAUUUGCAACUUGCUAAUAAG
Paramuricea clavata is the source of this 1717-nucleotide messenger RNA. Lineage: Eukaryota; Metazoa; Cnidaria; Anthozoa; Malacalcyonacea; Plexauridae. The record is from the annotation of a GenBank genome assembly.